Molecule: messenger RNA, 705 nt
Organism: Oryzias latipes (Japanese medaka)
Lineage: Eukaryota; Metazoa; Chordata; Actinopteri; Beloniformes; Adrianichthyidae
Source: RefSeq, a predicted model, not a curated record
AUAACACCAAACUGGAAGUUUCAUCAAACAGCAGCACUUCAGCUCCUUCUCUUUGACUCUCCUGGUGGACGUCAGCUCAGAGUUGCUCAUCAUGGCUUUGUGUGUUGUGAAGGUCUCCUGGAUGGUCUUCCUCUUCUUCAGCAUUGGAGCUUGUCUUCCUGCUAAACAAGGUCAAAGUGGAUCAGGAUCCAGAUCUGGGUCUGGCGUUGGAUCUGCUGGUUUUGGCUAUACCAGCACUGGUGGUUCCAGAUACUCCACUGGAUCCAGUGGUGGUUCUGGAUCAGAGGGGAACCUGUUUGAACAGCAGCUUGCCACCAUUGCUCGCUUCAUUGCAGAAAUCCUGAGCUUCGGGCCCAGCCGCCCUUUCCCUCGUGAAGCCUGGACCUCUGAGCAUGUUCCUGUUGGGUCUGUUGAGCAGCGUCCUCUGUACCCUUCAUCCCACGUGGUCAAGACAAGCAACGGCUACCAGCGAGCUCGGGACUUCAGUUCUGAUGCCAAAUACACCCAGGAUAUCUUUGACCACAUGGGUGUAGAUGGAGGCAAACAAGGUGGAUCCUCCAAGACUGGAUCUAAAGGACAGAAGGGCUACUGAAGGCUAAACCAGAUUUGAUUAGAAUUCAGAAGCCAACUUGCUUUAAUUUACAUCCUGUUUUAUUGUAGGUUGAGGAUGGAUUACCUCUACAAGCUAAUAAACCUUACACAAAA